Prunus avium (sweet cherry) is the source of this 417-nucleotide messenger RNA. The record is from RefSeq and is a predicted model, not a curated record. Lineage: Eukaryota; Viridiplantae; Streptophyta; Magnoliopsida; Rosales; Rosaceae.
AUGGCGGUCGAUUUAACGAUGGUUUUCAAAUCAUUACAACGACGUUGGAUCCCCGUCGUCUAUUUCGUUUUUUGUAGUAGUGCACCUACUAGAAAAUACAUUUCUGGAUAUACAAAACGGCUUAGAAAAAGAAAAUUUGAGGAAUUGACUCAAUCUCAAAGAGGAGCUCUUGAUAGAUUCAUUGUUAAAGAAUCACAUGCUACAAUUGAUGAAAAUGUUUUCAGUGAACAACAAGAAGAUGAUGUUGAGGAAUUGCAAGAUAUUGAAAACAAUAUGGAUGAAUGUGUGGGUAAUGCUGAGCAGAAUGAGAAUGAUGACAACGAAAAUGCUGAUAUUGAUGAUCACAAUGAAGAUGUUGAAGAUCUAGACAUAGAAAAUGAUAACAAUGAGAACAUCAUUGAUUCAUUCAAUGAAUAA